CAGACUUGCAGUGGGUACAAUGUUAAUGAUAGGGCAUGAAACAAAGUUGUUAAAAACCAGAUGUGCUCAUUCUAUGACAGGUGGUAUUCAUACGCACAUAGCUGAAGGGGAUAUGUUGCAGUGUAGGUUACAUAGAAGAGGAAAAAUGUAUGUGCUGUAACAACACUGAGUGCUUUGUGGUACAGUUGCUGGGAGGGGACCAUCUUCACUCUGUACCAGCAACAUAUUGUACUCCUUCCGACAGAUACACAGGCAAGGUGAAGAAGAAAGGAAGCUACAUUUCAGAUCAGCCUGCUGCGAUCAUGUCAACAGUGGUGCUCCUCCUUGUAGUGGGAAUACUGGAUGUGAGCUUCGGCCAACACUACAGCUCAUUCCAGUGGCUCUCGCAUCUACGAGGGCGGCGGCAGCAUGCCGGCUGGCAGGCAGAGGACAGUAAUUGCCCCCUGGAAUGCGACUGCCCGUUGAUGUACCCAACCGCCAUGUAUUGCAACAAUCGCAACCUUCAGCAUGUUCCUUAUGUCCCAUCACAAAUAAAGUACGUCUACCUGCAGCGUAACAGGAUCGCAGGCAUCCAGGAUGGGGUGUUUGACAAUGCUACCAACCUGCUGUGGAUAGUCAUGUCUCACAACCAGCUCAACUCAGACAAGAUGAGCAAGAACAUCUUCAGCAAGUUGAAAAACCUGAAGCAGCUUCACCUGGAUAACAAUGAGUUGAGUCGUGUUCCUGAGAACCUGCCCAGAUCUCUCACAGACCUGCGACUGGGUCACAAUAAGAUCUCCAAAAUCACCCCCAGCUCUUUGGAAGGAAUGGCCCACCUCACUACUCUAUACCUGCAAGCAAAUGUCAUAGAGGAAACAGGAAACGAGUUUAAGGGACUCAAGUCUCUGAUCAUGCUGGACAUGAGCAAAAACAAACUGAAGAAAAUUCCAGAGAAUCUCCCUGAGCUGCUGCAGCAGCUCUACCUGCAGUCCAAUAGCAUAGAGAGUGUCCCGGAAGGUCUUCUCUCUUUGAACCCCAAACUGCAGUUUCUACGGUUGGCUCAUAACAUGCUCACAGAUAAAGGACUUCCAUCCAAUGUUUUCAAUUCUAGCACCCUUGCUGAGCUUGACCUUUCCUUCAAUAGACUGGAGAAGAUUCCCGUUGUCAGUAGGAACCUGGAGAACCUUUACUUGCACGCCAAUAAAAUCAAAGAGUUCACCUUGAGCAGCUUCUGCGACUCUGUUGACAUGACGAACUUCUCCAGGCUAAAAGUGCUGCGUUUGGAUGCCAAUGAGAUUAAUGCCAGAGACAUUCCUGCCGAGGCUGCCUACUGUUUGCGGCGUGUUGCUUUUAUUGAUGUGUAGAGAUUCUUGCUCUCUCUCUCUCUCUCU
Messenger RNA from Oryzias melastigma (Indian medaka), 1370 nucleotides. It is a transcript of the gene fmodb, whose product is annotated as fibromodulin b. Gene Ontology annotation, molecular function: protein binding. The coding region runs from base 150 to 1343 and encodes 397 amino acids. The transcript is spliced from 3 exons. The record is from RefSeq and is a predicted model, not a curated record. Lineage: Eukaryota; Metazoa; Chordata; Actinopteri; Beloniformes; Adrianichthyidae.